UUGUUUAGUUGUGAAGUUCCUUCCCAUUGGCUGUGCCAUGUAAUUGCCUGCUGCAGAGUGAGUCAGAACAGUAUUGAGACCCGGCCUCUCCCUGCAGAUGUGGACUGGGCGGCUCUGCGUGCGGUGGGUUACCGCAGUGUAACGUGAGCCCGCUCCGGCCUGCAGGCUCUCACUGUAUUUUGGGAUGUUUUACAUGGGGCAGGACAAAGACACGUUAGCAGGCGGGGGGAGCCCAGCCUGAGCAGAUGUUCCUGCGGGAGAAGAAGAAGAAGAAGAAGAAGAAGAAGAAGAAGUGAGAUUAUUUCUGCAGAAGAAGAAGGACACAAAGACGAUAUGGCUGAAGAUGUCCGUGGACUCUAAAAACUCCUGUGUUUUGCUGUCAUCGCGAGACUCCAGGACUUCCUGCGUCUUCCAAAACGAAGACGAGAAAGAUGACAUCCCAGGAGUGGGAGAGGAGAGCGUCCUGGAGAUGCUGAGCUACUCCAAGUUCUCCAACCUGGAGACAUGGCUGUGUAUGCCGUCCUCGCUGCUGCUGCCCAGGGCCCUGGACUCCACCCGCACCUCCUCCUCGUCCUCCACCUCCUCACAUGCAUCCAACCACUCCUCCAACUCACAGCCCAUCUCCUCCUCCUCCUCGUCCCCGGCCUCCGUCUCCCGUCGCUCCACCUGCAGCGAUCCAGGAGAGACCGCCGCACCGCUCAGGUCUUCAGAGAGGGACCCCCCCUCCCUCAGCCCUGCGCUGGGGAAGGAGAUGCCAUUCCUGACCACGUCUCCCCUCCCCAUCCUCUCCUCCACCCCGGCUGGUGGACACUGCACCCCCCACAGCGGGGUCAGCAUCAGGAAGCGGCGACGGCUCGCUGCCAGUCCUGGAGGCCUGCACUGGACCUCUGCAGGUUCGGUGCAGCGAGACUUCUGGUCACCUGAUCUGUCGCCCGUGAACACGACAGCAGGCGGGGGUGCGAGGAGCCUCCCCCUCGCUGAGGGAGGCGGGGCGGCGUGGGCCGGCGACCGGGCGGCGCUGAGGAAGGCGGUUUCGGUCGAUGACCGUCUGCUGCAGCCUCACCUGAGACUGCUGAGCCGCCUGGAGAGAGGCAGGAAGAAGCUGCGCAACAAACAGCUCUGCUCCAGUCUGUCUUCAGUUGAAGUCCAGCGAGCGUUCGAUGCCCACGCCACUCAGCUUGUCACUCACCCGGUGGGCGAGCCUACGAGGUGCCAGAGCCGGCGGCGGGCGCUGCCAGCCUCCCUCAUCUGCAGGCUCCUCGCCCGGCACAUGAAUGCCGGCUUUGCUGUACUAAUUAACCCGCGGAGAAGCCAACAAGCCCGGCACAUAUUAAUGAAGGAGAGGUCGUCCUCUGACAUUACAGAGCGCGUCCUCUCACGCCAACACGCCGCACGUCUUGACAUUCACAGAAAUACCAUCAGGCUGAGAGAGGAGGCGAGGCGGCGGGAUGAAGGUUGGAUCCAGCGCCAGGUCAGCGGAGACGAGCAGCUCCACGCCUCUGAUCUCCUGAUGAAAUUCGCUACCAUUAAACUUUAUUUAUAA
Messenger RNA from Cottoperca gobio, 1543 nucleotides. RefSeq lists its product as uncharacterized. The record is from RefSeq and is a predicted model, not a curated record. The transcript has 7 exons. NCBI's taxonomy places the organism in Eukaryota, Metazoa, Chordata, Actinopteri, Perciformes, Bovichtidae. The coding region runs from base 344 to 1543 and encodes 399 amino acids.